This is a messenger RNA of Necator americanus (New World hookworm), 561 nucleotides long. RefSeq lists its product as uncharacterized. The transcript has a single exon. The record is from RefSeq and is a predicted model, not a curated record. Lineage: Eukaryota; Metazoa; Nematoda; Chromadorea; Rhabditida; Ancylostomatidae. The coding region runs from base 1 to 561 and encodes 186 amino acids.
AUGGAAAUCAUUACGGAGGGAUUCUACUCGAACCUUUCCGUUCGUCAACUCCUGUGUUCUACUACGAAUUCUCUCUUCGAAAGUACGAGUUGCUAUCAAGAGCAUGAAACUUGGUACAGCCCCCGACCUGACUUUAUAUUAGCAGACUUUCUCCGGGCUGUGAAAGAAAGGAUCGCGGACCAGUGGAAGACCUUGCGAACCGUUCUUAUUCAUAAGAAAGGUGAUCGAGAGCACCUUCGAAACUACCGUCCUAUAUACUUGCUGAGCGUUUUAUACGAAGUAUUCACAAAGAUCAUCCUCAUGCGCAUAUCUAGGACGCUGGAUGGAGCCCAAUCUCAAGAACAAGCAGGAUUUUGUCAAUGUUUCGGCUGUAUGGGCUACGUCCAGUCCGUAUCGAGAGUCGUAGAGCUUUGCCGGGAACAUCGCCUGCUCCUUGUCCUAGCCUUCCUCAACUAUGAGAAAGCCUUCGACAGCAUAGAAACGAAUUCAAUUCUGUCAGCAUUGGUCGUUGAAAGUGUGGACGCGCCGUAUGUGAGAACAUUAGCCAACUGCUACGAUUGA